Molecule: messenger RNA, 978 nt
Organism: Diabrotica balteata
Lineage: Eukaryota; Metazoa; Arthropoda; Insecta; Coleoptera; Chrysomelidae
Source: the annotation of a GenBank genome assembly
AUGGAAAAGGAAACAGACAUCGAGUCAAAAUAUCAAAGAUUAGCUGCUGAAUAUUCCAAGAUACGAUCUCAAGCAACUGUUCUCAAAAAAGCCGUCUUAGAUGAACAAGCGAAGACAGCAGGACUUCAAGAUCAAGUUAGAAAUCACGAACAAACCGUCAGGAAACGCGAUCAAGAAAUCGAAAGCCUUACUUUUCGAAAUGAUCAGUUAACAAAAAGAAUUGUCGUCCUUCAGCAAGAGCUGCAGACUAGUAAUAGUGGCAAGAAAAAUAAGAACAAAACAACCGAAAGUAUACCUAACGUUGAUAUCAGCGUAUUAAAUGACGAAUUGCAGAAGAAAAUUCUCGAAAAUGCUCAAUUAUUCAACUCUAUAGCUGAGAAAGAUUCCGAAAUAUUAGAAUGUAGAGAAAAACUAAAGAAUUUAGAUGAACUAAUCACAAAUCUCCAAACAGAAUUAACUAAUAAAGAAAAACUGCAUAACCAAGAUGAAGAAAAACAUAGAAAACAAUUGCAGGAGUUAGAGAAAAAUGUUAGGAAACUAUCUCUUCACAAUGCUGAAAACAAAAGGUCUUCAGAUAGCUCUGAAGAGAGUGCUAAACACUGGCAAAGCGAAGCAGAAAGGUGGAAAGCAGAAUGUGAAUUAUUAAAAUCAAAGCCACAAUCCAGUGACAAACUCACAAAUUUCUUUGAGUCCCAAAUAAGUGAAAUUUUAGAGUCAAAUGCCCUUCUCAAAUCUGAAACCCAAACAGUAUGGGCAGAAAAUUUAGCAUUAACAGCUAGAUUAGAAAAUGUGACCUUAGAACAUAAAAAGCUCAAAAGUAGCUUAGAAAGUAGUUAUGAGGAGUUGAUGACCACAAAUAACAACUACAAAACUCAAUUGGAUGCUAUGACUGAACACCUAGCAGCCCAAAAUGAGAAAAUUACCAAACAGUGCGAUGAGAUACAGUUUUUGAAACAUAAAUUGUCAUCAAAAAAAUAA